AGGCAGAGGACAGACCCUCAAUGAAUUGAGAGCAAAUGGUUACUGGAUUGUUGGUGGCAGUAAAGUUGUGGCAAAUUACAUUAAGCAAUGUGUUGCAUGCAGGCGAGAUCGCAGGUCAACAGAGAUGCAAAAGAUGGCGGAUCUACCGGCUAGCCGUGUUGAUUCCUCUCCACCAUUCUCUUAUUGUGGAAUGGAUUGUUUCGGACCAUUUCUCGUCAAGCAAGGUCGUAAAGAGCAUAAGAGAUAUGGUCUCAUAAUCACCUGUUUCUCCUCAAGAGCAAUUCACAUUGAGAUGUUGGAAGAUCUCACAACUGAUGCCUUCAUAAAUGCCUUGCGGUGUUUUAUAGCUAUCCGUGGAGCUGUAAGAGAAAUCAGAUCGGAUCAGGGGACAAAUUUUGUUGGGGCGAAAAAUGAGCUGACAAAGGCUUUGAAGGAAUUGGACAAGGACAGAAUGACUGCUUACCUUUCCCAAAAGCAAUGCGACUUCAUAAUGAACGUACCUGAUGCCAGUCACAUGGGAGGCGUGUGGGAAAGGCAGAUCAGAACAAUUAGGAGCGUUCUAAGCUGGGCUCUUUCGAAAAGCUCUGGAAGAUUGGAUGAUGCUUCCUUGAGAACUUUCUUUUAUGAAGCUAUGUCGAUCAUUAAUAGCCGCCCACUCACCACAGAUACAAUCAAUGAUCCCAAGGGGUUAGAACCACUUACCCCAAACCAUUUACUCACCAUGAAAUCCUCUGUUCCUCUGCCUCCACCAGGGAAAUUUGUGCAAGAAGACCUGUAUGGAAGAAAAAGGUGGCGCAGAGUUCAAUAUCUGACAGAGCAAUUUUGGAGUAGAUGGAGGAAGGAACAUCUGACAAACAUCACUCUCAGACAACGGUGGCAUACUCCAAGACGCAAUGUGAAGAUUGGGGAUAUCGUCAUCGUCAAAGAGGAAGGAGUUCCACGCAAUGAAUGGAGACUUGGAAGAGUGAUUGAUGUUUGCAAAGAUGAAGAUGGCCUGGUGCGGAAAACCACAAUACAAAUAGGAAAUAGAAAGUUAGGGAAGGAGGGUCAGCGACUUACAAAUCCAUCCAUCCUUGAACGUCCUAUUCACAAAUUAGUGGUACUUGUAGAAAACAAUUAAAUCUUAAGCAAUGGAACUAAUCUCUUUCUCCAACACAAGUUGAUAGUUUGAAGUAUUAAGAGUUUAAAUAUUAGUCUUGAUGCCAAGAGUCAGAGAACAUUCUAUAUGGUUCUGAAAUUUGUUUUGUGAAAUUACUAAAUUUAUUCAAACUUGUGUACAAGUUCAUUAUAAAUUAUGGUAAUUUGGUGGGAGUGUAACUGUCUAAGGACAAGUGUUUGUUGAGAUGUGUAUUUGUUUCUUUUUAUAAAUUGAUGUAAAUUUUGAGUUCAUUUAAAUACAAUUGUGAUAUUCAGAAGCGGAUAUUUAAAAUGUAUGUAAAAUGCCUUAGGCGUUUUAAAGUUAGGGGUUCUUUAAGGAGGAUUUACGUAGAAAACGUGAUGUCACAUGACCCGGUUCAGUUUGUAGCGGUUCUGCGUCACUUUGGGUCAGAACGAACAUGAAUGCAGAGAAAUGACAUGUGGUCUGAAAAGAGUUGCUUAAUCUGCAUGGUUUGAGAGGCGCACACGUUUUCACGGUGUCUAUGGUGUCAACUCAAGAGAGAGAGAGAGAGAUAUGUACGAAAUAAACGACAAAGACAUCUGUA
This is a messenger RNA of Pimephales promelas (fathead minnow), 1703 nucleotides long. The record is from RefSeq and is a predicted model, not a curated record. Lineage: Eukaryota; Metazoa; Chordata; Actinopteri; Cypriniformes; Leuciscidae.